Messenger RNA from Botrytis cinerea B05.10, 1391 nucleotides. RefSeq lists its product as hypothetical. The transcript has a single exon. NCBI's taxonomy places the organism in Eukaryota, Fungi, Ascomycota, Leotiomycetes, Helotiales, Sclerotiniaceae. Gene Ontology annotation, biological process: proteolysis. Gene Ontology annotation, molecular function: glutamic-type endopeptidase activity. The coding region runs from base 189 to 1262 and encodes 357 amino acids. The record is from RefSeq and is a predicted model, not a curated record.
GAGUCUGAAUAGUUUUGGAAACAUUUGCACGGGUUUGCAUUCAUUCUUUUGGAGUACUGUUUAUCUCUACAUACAUUCAUUCGUUCAUUCAUUCAUUCAUUUUCGCUCCUUUCACAUUCACCCACACACAAUCUCUCUUUCACACAUUUAUCUAUCAGAACUUCACUUCUAUUUACUUUCCAAACAAAAUGAGAUUCUCAAACACAAUUGCCCUAAGCGGCCUCAUCGCCUCCUCCCUUGCCGCUCCCUCCCGCCCCAACCAAGCACGUGGUCAUCGAGGCCACACCCUCCAAAAAAGCCAAGCAGCAGGAGGAUUUGCGCAGCCAAGCGCCGGCUACCCCGGAAACUUUGGAGGAUUCGGAGGCCCACAAGGAGGUCGAGCCAGACCCACCGGUAGCUAUGGCAGUUCUGGCUCUAGACCAUCUUCUGCAGCCGGAAAAGGCUCUGCCGCAAUUGCUGCUCCAACUCCAAUUGCCAGCGGUAACCCUGACGCUGUAGCUCCUUCAGUUGUCGCAACACCUGUUUCCAUUGCCUCAUCUGCCACAUCCACCCACAAAGCCGCAUCCACAUCGAAAUCCAAAUCCAGCACCACAGCCACCGAGCACGCCGACGAAGAAUACAACGUCUCGUGGGCGGGCGCCGUUCUCGACGACGGCGGCUCCACAAUCUAUACAGGCGUGUACACGGAAUUCGUCGUCCCGACCCCCAAGAAACCCACCGCGGGCGAAACCUCCGCAGAAGUAUGGACCGUAUCCUCAUGGGUCGGCAUCGACGGGUACGAAACCAGCUCCGCCUGUGCAGGGCUCUGGCAAGCCGGCGUCGACGCCUCGAUCGACAGUUCCGGAACCCUCUCCUACGACGCCUGGUACGAAUGGUACCCCGCCAACACGCUCGGGUUUUCUCUCAGCGUAACAGCCGGUGAUACCAUCGCGGUGAACCUCACGUAUUCCUCAUUUACCGAGGGCAGCGUCACGAUGGAAAACAAAUCGACGGGGAAAUCCGAGACCAAGACCGUGACGUCGACGGAUCAGUUGUGUGGACAGGCUGCGGAGUGGAUUAUGGAGGAUUUGAGCAUCGAUGGCUCAACCAUUGGCUUGGCUAAUUAUGGAAAUGUGACGUUUAGUAAUGCGUAUGCUACGACCAAGGAGGGAAAACAGGUGGGCCCUACUGGUGCGAAUAUCAUGGAUAUUGAGACGACUUCCAAUGAGAUCUUGACGAGUUCGUCUGUUACUGAGGAUAGCGUUGUUGUGGCUUAUGUUUAAGCGUGUGGAUGAAGAGGUGGGUGAAGUGGAUGUACGAUAUAUAAACAGUCUCAAGGCUUAGAUAUGAGAUUAAUUCUGAUACUGGAAGCUCAACACCAUAAUGCCUGGGGCAUUCAUUGGUUGUCAUCA